ACUUGUUUUCACUAUCAUAGGAUUCAAGAAGAUUGAGGGUUUUGAAGGUUGCCGAUUUGAUAUUUAUAUUUAUGCUCAACCGCUUUGAUGUAAUAAUCGAGCCAUAAGCUACAAUGAACGAAAACGGGACCAUCAUUGAAUUGAAGAACAAUGAAGUGAAUAUGCCCGUGCCGAAAAUAAAACACGAUUGGUACCAAACGGAGACUCAUGUAAUUGUGACAAUACUCGCCAAGAAUGUAGAAAAUAUGAAAGUCGUAUAUGGAGAGAGCACACUAAGUGUGUCUGCACAGUUACCAUCUAGCAAUGAAUAUAGUUUAGAGUUAGAUUUAGCCAACUUUAUAGUGGAGGAUCAAUGUACAUACAAAGUGAUGCCGUCCAAGAUAGAAAUCAAGCUGAAAAAACGAGAUGAUAUUAGAUGGACGACAUUGGAAGGAAAUCCAGUUUUAAGUAAAGUAAAACCUAUACCAACUGAAAUACUUCAAGCUGGCAAAGAAGCAUCCAAGUAUCCAAGCUCCUGUAAAAAAUCUAAAGAUUGGAAUAAAGUUGAAAAGGAAAUAGAGAGACAAGAGGCAGCAGAAGAAACCAUGGGUGAGGCUGCAGUGAAUGCUCUCUUCCAAAAAAUAUAUGGCAAUGGAUCCGACGAAGUGAGACGCGCUAUGAACAAAUCCUUUAUAGAAUCUGGCGGUACCGUUUUAAGCACUAACUGGGGAGAAGUAGGAAAUAAAACAGUCGAGAGAAAACCACCAGAUGGAAUGGAAUGGAAAACUUGGGACUCAUAAUUAUGAUUUUUUGCUAAUUGGAUUUUCAUCAUUUCUUACAUACAUUGAUCACAUUUAAUCGUCAAUUACCACUAUAUCACAUAUACUAGGAAUGCAUCGGAUAUUCGAAACGUAUCCAGUAUCCGGUUGAAAUUUUAUAUCAUUAAAUUGUUGCUAUUUUAUUAUACAAAUAUUCUAAAAAUAAGUGCAUAUUCGUAAUGAUAUAAUAACUUAUAUAGUGUGUGUUGCAAAAUUACAAUUUUUCGCUACAGGUUUUUUUAAAAUAAUUUUCUGGAAUUCGGUUGGAUAUCCAGAACAUGGUGAACAUCUAACUCGAAUUGCCUUCUCAGAUAUCUGACUGGGUACCGAAUAUCCGAUGUUACAUUCUAUCCAGAUAUCCAGUAAUUUUAUGAUCCAUAUGUAUCCCUAACAUAUACUUUAAAAUAAGAAGGUAUACAUAUUGACAUUUACUUGAGAGUGAUAUCUCAUAUUUUCAUAAAUAAUAACUUAAUAAU
Trachymyrmex cornetzi is the source of this 1273-nucleotide messenger RNA. It is a transcript of the gene Sgt1, whose product is annotated as suppressor of G2 allele of skp1. NCBI's taxonomy places the organism in Eukaryota, Metazoa, Arthropoda, Insecta, Hymenoptera, Formicidae. The transcript has 5 exons. Gene Ontology annotation, molecular function: protein-folding chaperone binding. The record is from RefSeq and is a predicted model, not a curated record. The coding region runs from base 114 to 779 and encodes 221 amino acids.